Molecule: messenger RNA, 1158 nt
Organism: Ilex paraguariensis (yerba mate)
Lineage: Eukaryota; Viridiplantae; Streptophyta; Magnoliopsida; Aquifoliales; Aquifoliaceae
Source: the annotation of a GenBank genome assembly
AUGGUAGAAUUGACAGCUGUUAGUUCUUCUGUCAUCAAUCCUGACACCAAAGCAAGUGCAAGUGCAAGUGAAUCUGAAGAUGACAACGAAAGAGCCGACGCUGCAGAGGAAGAUACGGAGGAUGAAGACCACACUUUCUUUGAUACCCGUGAUUUUCUCUCAUCAAGUUCUUUCAAAAGCAAUGGGUCUGACAUUCGGACAUCGUCUUUUUCAUCUGAUGAUGAUGGAUUGUAUGCAUUUGAAUCAGAAGAUGGAAUGGACCCUUCCAUUACAUCUGCUGUAACUAAAUUCCCUUAUGUUAAGUGUCGCAAGAAAUUGCCUGAACCUGUUGAAAAAGAGAAGCGAGUUAGUCUUUGGUCAAUGAUUAAGGAUAAUAUUGGGAAGGACCUUACAAAAGUUUGUCUUCCUGUGUACUUUAAUGAACCUCUCUCUUCUCUGCAAAAAUGCUAUGAAGAUUUGGAGUACUCUUAUCUUAUUGACAGGGCAUAUGCAUGGGGAAAAGAGGGUAACAGCCUUAUGAGGAUUCUAAACGUAGCAGCAUUUGCAGUAUCUGGAUAUGCUUCUACUGAAGGAAGAAAUUGCAAAUCAUUUAAUCCAUUACUGGGGGAGACUUAUGAGGCUGACUUUCCAGAUAAAGGUCUUCGAUUUUUCUCCGAGAAGGUCAGUCAUCACCCAAUGAUUGUGGCUUGCCACUGUGAGGGCACGGGCUGGAAAUUUUGGGGAGAUAGCAAUCUGAAAAGCAAAUUUUGGGGUCGCUCUAUUCAAAUUGACCCUGUUGGUAUCUUGACUUUGGAAUUUGAUGAUGGAGAAGUGUUCCAAUGGAGUAAGGUCACAACGUCAAUAUACAAUCUUAUUUUGGGAAAACUAUACUGUGAUCACUAUGGUACAAUGCGUAUACAGGCUAAUGUAAACUAUUCAUGUAAGCUGAAAUUCAAGGAACAUUCGAUCAUAGAGAGAAAUCCUCACCAGAAUUGCUCCCAAAGGCCAGGACUGAUAGAUGUUCUCAAUAUGACUUACAGCAAAUACCACAAUUCAACACAGGCAUUUGGCUAUACCCCAAGGAUAUGUGGUCUGAGUGACUACUUUAGCUGUAUUGCCUUCUAUUGGUGUCUAAUGCACUUAGAUGAUUCCCAGUUUAAUGCAUAUGGAUCAUUGUAG